AUGGAGACUAGAUCCGAGGCAGGUGUUCUGCAGAAGCUGCUGGAACGCCUUUGCCAGGAGACCGACCCAGGAAAGAUCUACAAAACGUUGAAGGAACUGUCUUCUCUUCCUAUUCUGUGCGACACCCUGGCAGAGAUUGACUUCAAACAGACCAUCAAGUCCUUGAAGAAACAGCAACUCCUCGUGCCCUUUGUAAAGGAUUUAGUGGAUAAGUGGUCGACUGGGUUCCUGCUUGGACCCCAAAUUCAGCAGGCCCGGCAGGACUUUGGCUUGGAGAAGGGCCUCAAAAGAGAGGGCCAGAGCACAUCCUCAGAAGAGAAGCCCCAGAAGCAAGCAUCCCAAGAAGCCCAAGGAUAUGGGAGAGAGGUUUUCCUUGGGCUUUGCAGAGAAAACUGGAGCCCUGAGUUACAGCAAGAUGUCCAGAACCUGGUGCACCAAGGAACGUCAGAGGAGCCUUGCCAGCAGGAAGAUGCCAAGCCACUGUCCAUAAAGCCCGGGGCUGGGCCACAGGAGCCCAAUGGGCUUAUGUUUGGUGGGCACAGAAAGUGCCAGCCACCAGGCAACUGGGAGCAGGAGGAAGCCCCUGGAGCUGGUUCCUCCUGGGCUUGCCUCAAUGGGGAGUGCUGCUCUCCUUCCUUUUUGGAGCAUCCACCGGGCAAGAGGCGGAGGUGGGAACCCCCGUGUCCAGCCCAGGCCCAGGGUCCUCCUGCAAAGGUGCCUCGAGAUGAGUCUGGAAGCUCCAUGGAUAUGAGUCCCAUUGCUGCCUGUGCCAUUCCAGAGGGUCACUCCAGUGAUAUUGCCUGGUUCAAAUGGAAUCUUGACCAGGAGACAUCUUUUGCUCAGCAGGACCAAGAAGCCUCAACUUAUGGAUGGGCACACAGGAAGAACCACAGAACCCAAGUCUAUUCAGGUUGCAGGCCUGCAGCACGACUCCAGCAGAAGCACACUGGAACCAGGGACAGUGGUCACUGCCAGGUUGGCAAGGACAAAGCUGGUCGUGGGCAGCCAGAAGAGAAGUCCAGGGCCCAGGGCCACAGGUACAAGGAAUCCUACAGCCACCCUGAGUCCCCCACACCCCUGCAGGUUCAGGGGUCCCAAGAGGAGAGGCUGCAAGCCCUCAGAGCCCGUCUCCAAAGCACAAGAGCCAAGAGGCCUCAACCCAGACAGACGAUGAUGGUCUCCUUCUUCACCGAGCUCAAGAGCCCCAGCCAACAAGGAAAGCCAGGAAAAUCUGGGGAUGCCUCUGUCCAAAAUCAGCACAGUUUUUCUGAGGUUCCUGCCCAUCCUGGAGUCCAGUGGGCUUCCUGCCCUCUUGCUGGAGAAACAGGCACCAAGAAGGCCCCUGCUAAAAGACCUGCUCCUCUCAUGGCCAAGACCCUGAAGGACUACAGAAAGUGCUUCUAUAAAAGGUGA
This is a messenger RNA of Mus musculus (house mouse), 1413 nucleotides long. RefSeq names its product predicted gene, 51600. Lineage: Eukaryota; Metazoa; Chordata; Mammalia; Rodentia; Muridae. The transcript has 2 exons. Bases 1 to 1413 code for a protein of 470 amino acids. The record is from RefSeq and is a predicted model, not a curated record.